This is a messenger RNA of Pseudoliparis swirei, 3790 nucleotides long. It is a transcript of the gene epn2, whose product is annotated as epsin 2. The coding region runs from base 493 to 2208 and encodes 571 amino acids. The record is from RefSeq and is a predicted model, not a curated record. The transcript is spliced from 11 exons. Gene Ontology annotation, molecular function: clathrin binding; phospholipid binding. Gene Ontology annotation, cellular component: endosome; clathrin vesicle coat; plasma membrane. NCBI's taxonomy places the organism in Eukaryota, Metazoa, Chordata, Actinopteri, Perciformes, Liparidae. Gene Ontology annotation, biological process: endocytosis.
GAGAUACGUGUAGCUUCAGCUGGCUCAGCGUUAGCAACACUUAGCUCGACGGAGGCGCAACAAGCUCCGGGGGGGAAAUAAAAAAUAAUAAUACAAGUACUCCGUCUUGAUUUGGUUCUCCCCCCUCUCCUCCCCGGUUGGAUUUAACGAAACCCCCGUGUAUGGGCCCACACCUCAGGAUUAACGGUUGAAGCCCACGCAUCGUUCGCCCGACGCGGUGCUGUGGUGAUGGCGCGGUCAUGUGUGCAGCCGGCACCGUGCGUCUGGAGAUGGUUUUAACAGACGGCGCUCUGGAGGACUCAGGAACACUGCACUGGCCUGGAGAAGCCUCAUAAUACACACACACACACACACACACUAGAAGAUUCACACGUCCCCUCCGCCACCGUCGUGCCUUGAGAAAAGGACACACACUUCACCUGAAGAGCACACACACACACACACACACACACAUUUCCACCCGUCUGUAAUCGGCCCCCCGCCGCCGCCGCCAUGCCGAGCUCCACCAUCCGCCGCCAGAUGAAGAACAUGGUGAACAACUACUCGGACGCCGAGAAGAAGGUGCGCGAGGCCACGUCCAACGACCCGUGGGGCCCGUCGUCCUCGCUCAUGACCGAGAUCGCCGACCUCACGUACAACGUGGUCGCCUUCAGCGAGAUCAUGAGCAUGAUCUGGAAGCGGCUCAACGACCACGGCAAGAACUGGCGCCACGUGUACAAGGCGCUCACGCUGCUCGACUACCUGAUCAAGACGGGCUCCGAGCGCGUGGCGCUGCAGUGCAAGGAGAACAUCUUCGCCAUCCAGACGCUGAAGGACUUCCAGUUCAUCGACCGCGACGGGAAGGACCAGGGCAUCAACGUCCGGGAGAAGAGCAAGCAGCUGGUGGUGCUGCUGAAGGACGAGGAGCGGCUCAAGGGGGAGAGGUCUCAGGCGCUGAAGACCAAGGAGCGGAUGGCCCAGGUUUCCACGGGCAGCAGCCAGAUGGGCUUCGGCCGCGGCUCGUCUCAGCCCAACCUCUCCACCUCCUACAGCGAGGAGUACGGCCGGUCGGAGGGCUCGCCGGCCUCCUACCACGGCUCGGCGGGCUCUCUGCGGGGCAGCGGCGUUAACACGGGCUCUGCAUGUGUCUUGUCAGCCACGUCUCCCAACGCGGGCUCCGAGCUGGAGCAGGCCCGACCCCAGACCAGCGGGGAGGAGGAGCUGCAGCUGCAGCUGGCUCUGGCCAUGAGCCGAGAGGCGGCGGAGCAGGAGGAUCGCGUCCGCAGAGGGGAUGACCUGCGGCUCCAGAUGGCCCUGGAGGAGAGUAAGAAAGGAGGACCAGAAUCAGGAAAGCUGUCCAAGAAGAAGAGAGAGCCUCAGUCCUCUCUGAUGGACCUGAUGAACGUCCCGGAGCCCAGUCCCAGUGCCGGCGCCAGCGCCGACCCCUGGGGCGCUGGGCGCGCUGCCGGUGGCACCGCCGCCGCCCCGGCGGACCCCUGGCACUCCUACGGGUCUGCUCCUAAGCCGGCCUCCCCAGUGGACCCGUGGGGGGCCAAUCCCUCGGUCCCGCCCAUGAAGAGCAGUGAUCCCUGGGCGUCGAACUCCACUCCUGCCGCCGACCCCUGGGGCUCCGCCUCCACCCAGCCCAAGACCUCCAACACAGGUAACUUUGACCUGUUCAAUGCAUCCAACGGCGAUGUGGGCGGGGCCUCGAUCCUCUCGCAGGCCAGCCUCGCCAGCAGCGGCAGCCUGGACCUCUUUGACCCGCUGCCCGGCUUCAACAACCCCACCAGGAAGACCCCCGAGUCCUUCCUGGGCCCCAACGCCGCGCUGGUCAACCUGGACUCCCUGGUCACCAAGCCGGCCCAGCCGCCGCCCGUCGUCAACCCGUUCCUGUUGUCGACAGGCGGCUCCGCUGCAGCCGUGGCGGCGGCGGCCCACGCCAACCCCUUCCAAGUGAGCCAGCCGGCGCCGCCCACCCUCAACCAGAUGCGGGUCAGCCCCAUGCCCUCCGGCUUCGGCGCCGCGGACGCCGCCUCGCUGCCGCCCGGCAUGGGCAUGUCCCUCCCACAGCCCCUGAUGAGCAUGCAGCCACAGGCCGGGGGGGCGGCGGCCGGCGGGACCACCAACCCCUUCCUGUUGAUCAAAGGGAAGGGUGGGUUGUGUGUGUGUGUGUGUGCGCGCGCACUUUGCAUGAGAGAUACGUUUAGCUUCCAAGUGUACUUUUAAUAAGCGUCUUCAUGAUUUAGUUUUCAUUUCUCACUCAUUUAAGUGGAAAAAUGUUUAAAAAGUCAAAACGGGGGGAUAAUGUAGACGUCUGCAGCCUUAAGAGUGUGUGUGUGUGUGUGUGUGUGCGCGUUGUGUGUGUGUGUGUGUGUAUCCACACAUCGAGGAGUGUUGCUGCGGUUUCAAGAGCACGUCGGCCGCUCGGCGUCGUGAAGAGAGUUCAUCUCCCGAGGGGAUUUACUGCGGCUAAUCUACCCACAAGAACAUCACCUGGUGGACACACACACACACACACACACACACACACACACACACACACACACACAGCAAACAACAGCGAGACGUGUCGUGUAAACAGCAGUUUGUGACUUUUUUGUUUUUUUGUUAUUUACUCAGAUGUAAAUCCAGAGCCGUGCACCAUCCUCUCUCUCUCUCUCUCUCUCUCUCUUUUCUGUCAUUGUAUUUUGUUUUUCCACCCUAUGGGAUGUCAUCCUCGUCUCUCAGAAGCACAACUGUCACCAAAGCGACUGUGAUUUCGGAGAGUGUCGUACUUUGAGUAGUUUGAAGCGUAGGGUCGCACUUCACUGACGUUUUCUUCUUCUGUUUAUGGAUUCAUUGUUAUGAGCGUUUUAUAUUUCAGAGAUAUUUUACAGUCGGUUCGGGAUCGAUGGAGGAAAGUGUUGCCGUUGGCCGAGUGUCGUCUCGAUGAAAUGGAGCCGAUGGGUUCUUCUCCGCGGGUCACGUGCUCUCCUGGUGGGUUCUGUGUAUCACUGCCAGUGUUCUGCGGACGGGGUGUUUAUUUCCUUGUGGGUGUGAGUUGGCGCCCCCUCCUGGGCUGCUGUGGUAAGACAGCUCCGCCGCGGGACCCUCUGUGUUUCCACUAAACACAGACCUUCAUUUCUCUCAGGCAAAAGGAGGGGCAGCUCCAACCGUGUGUAUGAUUUUAAAAGAUGAUGAUGACUUUUAUGCUUUCGGCGGGGGGUCCGGAAUGAAUGGAUGCGACACUUAACAUGCAGACCAGCAGACAUUUUUAAUCUCAACUAAAUAUAUGCAAAAAUUUGGAGUUGGAAAAAGUAAAAAAAAAAAAAGUCGACGUUUGAUUUUUUUUUUUUGGGGUUUCGAUUUGCUAAUAAAGUCUUUUGUUUAUUGAAACGCCACCACGACGCGUCACUCUCGUCGGCUUCGGUUCCACUGCGGCCUGACCUUCUGACCUCUAAAAGGUCGUUAUGGAUGCAAUGAAAUGGCAGCAGCCUGCGUGUAUUCAUGUGUUCAUCUGCAUAAACAGCCUCUUUAACCCGUUCAUGUCUAUUAACCCUUCUCAUAAUACCGGGAGCAGGCGGCUUUUCUUUUUAUCGGCUACGUGCUCAACCUGUUGGCAUUAUAACUGUAUAAUAUAAUUUAUCAUUUGUACUAUUGUAACAUACUGUUCCUCUGUAUACCUUUUUUAUUAUUCUGUGUAAUGGGGUUGGUUUUUUUUGUAGGAAAAAGUACACCGUGGUAUUUUUUAACGUCAUCUAAACAAACGGGCGACUGUGGUUGGUUCCAAAAUAAAAUAAAAGUGUAUCACUCCGGCUCCGUCACUCCA